AUGUUAUUUGUUUCUUUGUUGGUUUGGGUGGCUGCAGUGGCUGCACAGUUUGUUAGGCCAGUGGCACCUUCAGAAGACGACUUCUACUCGGCUCCUGCUAACCUUACACUGUAUAAGAAUGGUGAUAUAAUAAACUUCCGUCCGGCUCCUGGCAUGAUCAGAUCUGUUUACUUUCCCGUGGACGUCAAGAAUGCAUGGCAGCUACUUGUGAGGUCGGAGGAUUCUCAUGGUAAUCCAAAUGCUAUAGUUACGACUGUCUUGGAACCAUAUAACGCUGAUCCCAAGAAGGUUGUUUCGUACCAGCCAGCUCAGGAUUCUUCUACGAAUGAUUGCAGUCCGUCUUAUUCGUUCUUGUUUAAUGCUCCAAUGAGCACGGUUGUUCUUCAGGUGGAGAUGAUCUUGAUGCAGACGGCUCUUGCCAAGGGCUGGUACUUGGUGGUUCCUGAUUACGAGGGGUUCAAGGGUGCAUUUACUGCUGGCAUUCAGUCUGGUCAGGCUACGAUCAACUCUUUAAGAGCGGCUUUGAAGUCUGAAGAUAUUACGGGUAUUGAUCCAGACGCCAAAUCUGUGUUCUGGGGGUACUCUGGAGGUACUAUUGCUUCUGGCUGGGCUGCUGCUCUUCAACCCAAAUACGCUCCAGAGCUUAAGAAAAGCUUGGUUGGUGCUGCUUUGGGCGGCUGGGUUACCAACAUCACACUCACUGCUGAGAUUACUGAUGGUACGAUCUUUGGUGGAUUUAUUCCUAACGCUAUCAAUGGUAUGCUUAACGAGUACCCUGAAGUCCAGGACAUUCUCGAUGAAGAGCUCAGAAAAGAUAAGGUCAAGGCUUUUGAGGAUGCCAAGGAGAAGUGUCUUUUGACGUCGAUUGUCGACUACAUGUUCUUGGAAUUCUUUACUGGCAAGAAGCCAUGGUCCAAGAGCGGAUGGGAGUUCUUCCAGAUUCCUUUGGUUAAAGAGAUUGUCAACAACAACACCGCUGCUCUUUACGAAGAUGGGCCUCGUCCUGAGAUCCCACUCUUCGUGUUCCACGGCACUGAAGACGAGAUUGUACCCUUUUCUGGAGCCCAGAGGGCAUACACCAACUACUGCAAGUGGGGAAUCGAUAGUCUUGAGUUUGCUGUUUCCAACACUACAGGCCAUAUUUUAGAGUGGGCUGAAGGCAGUGGCGCUGCUUUGGUCUGGAUAGACAAGAUGUUCAAUGGAGAAAAGCCAGUGGAAGGAUGCAAAAGAACCGUCCGUUCCACCAACGUUCUUUACCCAGGUGCUGAUGUCCAGUACCGUCAGCUUGUUAGAACGUUAUUCAGCUCAAUCGGGGGCGGUAAGAUUGGUGAAACUACCAGAAACAUCACUGAAUCCACCAUGGUCAGUACUAUCAUGCAACAUGCCAUUGGAGCGUUACUUGAAAAGGCCGGACCUAUUCCAUUCAAGAGAGAUUUAAUGGAAAACGAAGAGUUCAGUUCAUCUGCCUUCAAAGGUCUCAAUGAUGUUGUUCGUUUAUGGAAAGACAACCAGGUCGACCCUCGUUCCAUAGCUGCUCGUGGUCUCUUCUAA
Molecule: messenger RNA, 1551 nt
Organism: Candidozyma haemuli
Lineage: Eukaryota; Fungi; Ascomycota; Pichiomycetes; Serinales; Metschnikowiaceae
Exons: 1
Coding region: 1-1551 (516 amino acids)
Biological process (GO): lipid catabolic process
Molecular function (GO): triacylglycerol lipase activity
Source: RefSeq, a predicted model, not a curated record